AGUCGCUACCCUCGUCUCGUCUCUCUAGUACUGAACCGUACUGUACUCUCUCUCUAAACCACCUCUUACCACCACAACCACCUACUCCCACCACCACAACCCCCCCCCCCGCUUCCGCUCGUUACCUACCACCCUCUCUCUCUCCCUGUCUCUCCCUCUCCUCCUCCGACAGAUCUCUUUCUGUGACCUCUCUUUCUCCUCUUUCUCUGUCUUUCUCCUCCUCUUCUACUCAGAACUCUACAACUUCCUCCACCAUACUGUUCCUCUCACCUACAGUAACCUCCCACUCUCUCUCCCCCUCCCUCCAUCUCUCAGCCAACUACCCCUCACGAAACUCUCCCACUGCCUCAAGAGACACUCUCCUCUGAACGAUCCACCCUCGAGGACCCCGUACAGUACACUGCCCCCGCUCCGAGUGAAACCUCCCUCGCCGGGCACUCAAUACUUUAUUCAAGACAUCUCUCACUCCGCCAAUCCUACCCUCACCGACAAUUCCCACAACACCGAGUCGACUGUCACCACCAACCUUCCCUCAUGAGGUAGCAGACGAGUCGACCAUAAACCCCGGCACGCACAAUACGACGCUGCCUCGAAAGGCCAACCCUCAAAGACACGAGAACAAACACCUUCCAUACCCUUCCUCCACCGAGAAGGUGACUGUCGUCAUUGGGAAACGCACACCUCGACACCCUUCGUGCAAGCGGAGAGAGGUCAGUCCAUGGCCGAGGCAAUGAACCCCAACUUCAUGGAAUACCAGAUGGACAUUGACGACCCAACAAUUACUUCCUCGCAGGCCAUGGCUCAACCAACAUGUCCCUAUCGGCCCACUGCAGACACACCGAAUGCCCUGGCAGCCUUCCAGUCCAGCUGGGGAUAUAACCCUCACCCAAACACACCUUCGUUCGGCCCUUCUUCCCACCCUGGAGGGGUACACUGGCCAGGCAUGCCAUCUCACAAUUCACCACAGCCCGACUCGAGUGCCGGUGGACCUAGUCGCCAGCUUCCAUACUCAGGUCAUCCUGGAAGUGCUACUCGCUAUAGCCUUACUCCGUUCAACCGCACCCCAGACUUUGCUGGCAACCAGCAGCAGUUCCUGCGCCCCGAAGAGAAUAGGCACCCUAUACCUCGAGCACCCAACAUGGAUCGGUUCCACAAUGCGAACGAAAACAGGCAAGGAGAGAGUCAAAAUGCAGGACCUGUGCCGUCUGUAGCUACGGGAGUUCCAAACUACAGCUCUCCAGUAGAUGAAGCGACGCAGAGGAGGAGUGAGUUGAUACAGGCCCAGAUGGCGAGAGCCCAACAAGAAGCUCAGUCGAACAGGAAUACACGCCAGCCUCCCACCCUGACUGUCCAAUCUACGUUCUUCCCUACACAUUUACCGCAGCCUAAUUUCACGGGCAGCAGGAGUCCAUCUCACUUCCAGGGAGUCCAGGGAACCCGGGUCGAGACAUUCCAGUAUACUUCUCGAAACGUGUCGGGUCCUCCUCCCGCACAACCGCCCCGUCAAUUGACGCACCUUGAACACGAGCAGCGCCGUGCUUGGAUACACGAGGCGAACCUCAUAUCUGAUUAUGGUGAUGAAUCGGACGAUGAUAGUCUUGAUAGCUUCGAUCGGCGAGAUUUGGGUGCCCGUCCCCGACCUACACCGGGUGCUGCUCAUGGCCAGCACCGACCUGCAAUGAGUUCUGCUGAAGGUGACGAGCGCGAGCUUGCUAUGGAGCGUAACCGGGCAGCCCGGAGAGCAGCUAUAGCAGCUGCAAAGUUGGUUGCAUCUCCAGCCGCUCUGGCAUCACUGGAACCUGUUGAGCUGUCCAGCUUGACGGGAGACGACCGAAACUGCAUAAUCUGCUACAACGAAUUCGGCAUCAAGAACCCGGACGGGAACAUCGAAUGUGCAGUCCGACUCCCCAAGUGCAAACACAUCUUCGGCGACCACUGCCUAAAGCACUGGCUCAAAGACUCGGACAGCUGCCCAUACUGCCGCGACAAGCUUCCCUCGGAACCUAAAAGGAGCCCUGCAGAAGAGAUGCGUCGUCUCUUCGUCCUCAACCGCCCGGCAACCUCCAGCGCCCAACAGCACAACGGCCCCAUGACAGCCGAAGAGCGCGCCGCCGCCUUCGCAGCCAUGGAAGCCCGUCAUCUGGGACAGGCAUACAUGAACCGCGCACACGUGCAGUCGCAAAUCCAUGCCCUCUACGCCCUCGAGGCACAGAAUCGCGCGCGUCUAGAGAACUCUGCGCUAGAACACUCUGAGGCGAUUAUGAGGUAACCCCCCCCCUUCUGGACCCCGGCAUCUAAUUGAUGCCCACCACGUGCCGAAAACUGACAGCGGGAUAGGCAACACAUGCAACGCCAG
Molecule: messenger RNA, 2356 nt
Organism: Pseudogymnoascus verrucosus
Lineage: Eukaryota; Fungi; Ascomycota; Leotiomycetes; Thelebolales; Thelebolaceae
Exons: 4
Coding region: 719-2269 (516 amino acids)
Source: RefSeq, a predicted model, not a curated record